CCGUGACAUCACAUCCGUCAAGUUAAUAAAUCCUGGUAGACGGUCUCUUCCAGUCACGCGAAGGUAACGUUAGUCAGAAAAUCUGACGACAUAAUUCGCAGUCAAACUGCAAAGAAAAGGAGCGAAGAAGACCAGUCGUGUGUAUUAUACUGUACAGGAAAUUUGUUUUAGUAGUAAGGCAUAUAUAUUGGAUCAAAAUGGAUACCACACCAAAGGAUACUCGCAAAGUUAAAAAGCCUAAAAUGGAGGACGAGAGCAAAUAUCUUCCAGAGCUUCUGGCUGAGAAAGAUAGUCUCGAUGCAUCUUUUACCCACGCAAUGAAACUUCUAAAUGAAGAAAUCGAAAGGAUCCAGAAAGGCGAGCCCAAGAAAGAAGCUGAGACCUACCUUGACCUCUUUAGCACAAAGAAUGUUCGGGUAAAGGAGAGGGUGUUGAUCCCGAUAAAGCAGUACCCACGCUUCAACUUCGUUGGAAAGAUCUUGGGACCUCAGGGGAACACCAUCAAACGCCUUCAGGAGGAAACUGGAGCAAAGAUCUCCGUCCUUGGGAGAGGAUCCAUGAGGGACAAGAAUAAGGAGGAAGAGCUUAGGAAGGGAGGAGAGCCCAAAUAUGCUCAUCUGGCGAUGGAGUUGCACGUGUUCAUUGAAGUGUACGCUCCUAUUCCUGAGGCCUACCUGCGCAUGGCCCAUGCUAUGGAGGAGGUCAAAAAGUUCUUGGUUCCUGUCGAUAAUGUCGAGGACAUCCACCAGGAGCAGUUCAUGGAGAUGGGCUACUUGAAUGGCAACCAGGACCAAGGAGGCAGAGGCCGUGGAGGCCCACCAGGCAGGGGGAGGGGAGCCCCUCCACCCCAAAUGUCUGUGCCCAGGGGCCGAGGGAUGCUUCAACGUGGAGCAGGUCCCCGCGGUGGCGCGCAGCGAGGUGGGCCCGGUCGAGGCGGAGCUGUACGGGGAGCUCCUUCUGGCCGAGGCGGACCUCCACCCUCUGCACCCCCAGGCAGAGGGGGCGCUGCCACGCGGGCAAGGCCCUCUGCACCCCCGCCCCAGAGGAUGCUUCCCUCCUCUGCGCUCUCUCAUCAGCACCAGCACCAACAGCAGCAGCCCCAGCAUCAGCACCAACAUCCUGCAGCCCCUGAGUCCUAUGAGGAAUAUCCGUAUGAAGAAACCUACCCCGAGGGUGCUUACGAAGGCUAUGAGUACAGCCACUAUAGCCAGCCUCCCCAAGCAGAGACGGAGUACUAUGACUACGGACAUGGAGAAGCGCAGGAAACCUACGAGUCUUAUGCUGAGGAUGACUGGGAGGGAGGAUGGGCUGCAGGUGGAGGUGGUAAACCUGCCGCUGGCCGACAGAAUAAGAACGCCCCUCGCGCCCAUCCCUACUCACGACCUUUCUGAUUUCUCAGCCAGUUUCCUGGGCAACCACAUCGUGUUCUAACUCCUUUUUAACGACUCAAAGUAAUUUUUCACCUUUUCCAUCCUCCUUCUCUGUGAUGUUGAUCAAGAGGAAAACGUGUCCCUGUAACUGUUAAUGGGGCUGUUAAUGGUUCAUAGCCAGGACUGCGUGCACUGUUUGAUUUUAAUUUAAUUUAGCUGUCUACCCCUGCUUACCUUGCUUUUUUUUAUACUGUCUCAUCUGUAUGGUUAAAAUAGCCUGCUUGACAUGCGCCUUGUAAGAGCAUUGUGGUUGGUUUGUGAAGGUCAUUUUUUGUGUUUGAUAUUUUUAUGAUGUUUCCCCUUCUAGGAUUUUUUUUCUUUUUUUAUAAUAAACACCACAAAAAAAUCAAAUCAAAAAACAUUUGCGGCCACUAUAUUUUAUGAUCAAAUAAAGUAAAUGGCUACAAAAAAGAAAAGAACUCGGGAUGAAGGAACUCAAUAUACUGGUGUCCACGUAGCUUACUUUUAAGUCGUUCAGGAAAAUUUGAACUGUUUUCAAAACCUGUCCAUCUACUGAAUGUUCGAACAAUACAAUUUUGUUUUCAAAAACAAAAAAAUUCAAAAAACCUAAUUGUCCUUAAUUAGCACAGACCCUUUGUUAGUGUCGGCCUGAAGUAUACAUGGCUCCAUACCCAUGUUCAAAUUUCAAUAGCACCACUUAAAGAGGGAUGUCUUUCUGGCGCUUCAGUAGUCCUCUCAGGCUCAUCCAAAUGAGGCUGCAGCAGACCUAAUAGCAUGUAUGACUACAGCAUUUGGCCAAUCUCUAGAUUUCACAACUGUACAUAGCUUUUCCGUCAUUAAGCGUUGAGCAAUACUUGUGUAAGCUUGUCUAAAUAGGUGACUAAAUAUGACCUGUUUUGCUGCAGUAUGUCAAUAAAAUAGUUCUUUCCUUCAAA
Molecule: messenger RNA, 2326 nt
Organism: Clupea harengus (Atlantic herring)
Lineage: Eukaryota; Metazoa; Chordata; Actinopteri; Clupeiformes; Clupeidae
Gene: khdrbs1a
Product: KH RNA binding domain containing, signal transduction associated 1a
Biological process (GO): regulation of alternative mRNA splicing, via spliceosome
Cellular component (GO): nucleus
Molecular function (GO): mRNA binding; poly(A) binding
Source: RefSeq, a predicted model, not a curated record